Molecule: messenger RNA, 813 nt
Organism: Aspergillus aculeatinus CBS 121060
Lineage: Eukaryota; Fungi; Ascomycota; Eurotiomycetes; Eurotiales; Aspergillaceae
Exons: 1
Coding region: 126-593 (155 amino acids)
Source: RefSeq, a predicted model, not a curated record
GACUAGCAGCCACCAACGACUAUACUCUAUUAGUCUGCCGGGAACAGAUCGUUAUGGUGCUCCACCCCCCUUCUGAGAGAUAAGGAUGGUGGAGCAACAUAAAGUGAGUGGAGUUUACGCAUGAUAUGUGUCUGCUGACCUCAGUUACCUUGGCCUCUUUUUCGGAUCUGAGAGCCGGUCUUAUCAGCCAAGAAAGCCUUGGGCCCAAGGACUACCUACCUAGUCAGCAGUCUUUCUUCGCCACUUCUCCUUUCCUCUGUGUUCUUACUGUUUGCUUCGUGCAUCCUCGAUUGUAUCCCGCUCGAGAGUCGACAUCCCGCUCCCUCUGCCUGAGGUUCCUUUGCAAACCUGCUUCUGCUUCUUUUCUUCCUCUGACAUACCCAACAUCUUCGUAUGUUUAUUCUAUCUUUGGUGUAUACAUAGUGCUCCCAUUCCAUUUAUCUAUCUUUGUUUCUUUCCUUCCAUCGAUCGAUCAAUCUAUCUAUGCCUGCUGUGUUUUCAGGAUUUUAUCAUGUGUUCGCGAAAUAUCCACUUCCGUGCAUUGUCUCGGAUUUAUCCUCGAACAGUCCCCGCGUGUGAUAUGCACCGUCUAGUUUGCAGAUAGAAUCCCAAUGUAGAAUAAACCGUCAAAGGAGAACUGCAAGUAAGAUGAAUUUUGAUUGUAUUUUUCUCUGAAUUAUAGUGCCAAGUAAACUAAGUAUACAACGCUAUGAGGUAUGUUCCGUACCGUGCUGUGCCAUGCUGUGUGUGCUGUGCUAAUCCCAGAUAUGAGUGAUGAAAUGUUUGUGCGGGGUCCAAUGCACCGAUAACCAA